Spea bombifrons (plains spadefoot toad) is the source of this 1240-nucleotide messenger RNA. RefSeq names its product iodothyronine deiodinase 1 (gene DIO1). The record is from RefSeq and is a predicted model, not a curated record. The transcript has 4 exons. NCBI's taxonomy places the organism in Eukaryota, Metazoa, Chordata, Amphibia, Anura, Pelobatidae. Gene Ontology annotation, molecular function: thyroxine 5'-deiodinase activity.
GUGCACCACUGUCAUGAGAAGUUUUCUUUUUUUCUUUUUAAUAAGACUGAAAUUAUUUUUCUCCUUCUCGCUUUCACAACUUCAUAUCCGUAUGUACAUGCGUGUUUAUAGAAAGGUAACACCUACUAUCAGCUGCCAGCAAAUAUUUCCCCCAGGGAAUCUCUCCAUUAAGCAGGCUGAGCCUCUGAUAUAUGAGCCAAAGGUAAUCUGUGAAUGUCACAUCUACCUGUUGGGUACGCUCGGAGCUCAGCAUGGAGAGCUUGUUCCAGAUCAUCAGAAUUGCAACUCGUUAUGUGCAGAAGACACUUAUCCUUUGCUCCUUAUUUUUAUACGUUGCUGUGGGCAGAAUUCUUAUGCUUCUGUUUCCAAGGACCAUGGCAUCUGUGCUAAAAUCUCGUUUUGAGAUGACUGGAGCCCAUGUUCCUAAGUUUCAAUAUGAAGACUGGGGACCAACCUUUUUCACCUACAAAUUUUUAAGGUCUAUUCUACAGAUCAUGUGGCUUCGACUGGAAGAUGAAGCGUUCCUGGGGCAUGCAGCCCCCAAUACUCCAGUUGUGGACCUAAAUGGUGAACUACAUAAUGUAUUGGACUAUUUAAAAGGUCAUCGCCCAUUGGUUCUCAACUUUGGGAGCUGUACCUGACCACCAUUCCUCUUCAAGCUUGAUGAGUUCAAUAAGCUUAUCCAGGAUUUUGGCUAUGUGGCUGACUUUCUGAUCAUCUAUAUUGAUGAGGCACAUGCCGCAGAUGGAUGGGCCUUAAAGAACAAUGUACAUAUUAAGAAGCACCAAAGCAUCCAAGAUCGACUUGUCGCCGCCAAGCGCCUAUUGGAAGAGCUGCCUUCCUGCCCCGUGGUGAUAGACACCAUGCAGAACCUGUGCAGUGCCAAAUACGCCGCUCUCCCCGAGAGGCUUUACAUCCUGCAGGAUGGCAAAAUCAUUUACAAGGGCCAGAUGGGUCCAUGGGGCUACAAGCCAGAAGAAGUACGCUUUGUUCUUGAGAAAAUGGACUAGCCAAGUUGCCACUUGCCGUUGGAUGAUAAUUAUCCGUGUGAGCCCACACUCAUCAUCUGUCUGAACCACAACUGUUAAUACUCGUCAUAAAAUACUCAGAGCCUGACUCCACAAUUAGUUUGUUUGUGACGGUCGUAGCUUAAAGCAUAGCCGGCUCCUACCUGAUAUUGCAAAUAAUUGUACGCGUCCAGUGUUCAGAGUAUAGAAGAUUAAAUUAAAAUAUGUUUUAC